Messenger RNA from Aureobasidium vineae, 492 nucleotides. NCBI's taxonomy places the organism in Eukaryota, Fungi, Ascomycota, Dothideomycetes, Dothideales, Saccotheciaceae. The record is from the annotation of a GenBank genome assembly.
AUGGAAAUCCGUAGUCCCUACGACUCAGACGGCAUCGUCGAGGACUGGGAUGCUGCUGCAAGGCUGUGGGAAUACAGCAUCACCUCACGCUUGACUGGUGCCCGACCAACAUCCGCUGCCAAGAACGGCCUCAACGACGACAAGAAGGAAGGAGAGGAAGCUGGAGAUGGCGACGGUGAUAUCGCUAUGGAGGGUAUCGAGGAGCAAGAGAAACCAAUGAGCGAACACCCACUGCUCAUGUCAGAGCCUGCUUGGAAUCCUGCAAAACAUCGCGCAAAGUGCAUGGAGAUUGCCCUCGAAGACUGGGGUGCUCCUGCCUUCUGGCUAGGCAAGACUGGUGUUCUGGCAGCGUACGUUCAUUUCUCCCAGAGAGACAGAGUACGCAUUGCUGACUGUGUUGUAGUUUCGCUUCGGGCAAGCCUAACGCUCUUGUCAUCGACAUCGGAGCUAGCACGACCUCGGUCACACCCGUGCAUGAUGGCUUUGUCCUAA